Molecule: messenger RNA, 2194 nt
Organism: Portunus trituberculatus (swimming crab)
Lineage: Eukaryota; Metazoa; Arthropoda; Malacostraca; Decapoda; Portunidae
Exons: 2
Coding region: 25-1530 (501 amino acids)
Source: RefSeq, a predicted model, not a curated record
GUGGCAGCGUCAUUAGCAGCGGUGAUGGCGGUGGCAGGGGUGGUGGGGGUGGUGGCUGUGGGGGGGGCCCUGGGCGACACACCUAAAAACACAGAGGUCGUGCCGCCGCCCCAUGACUUACGCGAAUCCAGGGGCACCUUGAACCAGCACCACUACCCAGCACACCCACGGGGCAGCGUGUUGGAGAGUCUGAUAGCCUUACACCUGGAGGAGGACGAGGGCGUGGACAUAGCCGAGGCCACACCACCCACAAGCAUCACAGGAACCCCAAGGAUACCCCCAGAUCCAGAUACAGGCGUGGAUAUCCUGAAGGAGGUCAGACCAGCCCUACAAACCAUCCUUCGGAACUUACAAGGCGGGAGCGAUGACCUGGGUGCUCCUGAAGGAACAAAACUCACACAAGGCCCUGGGAGUCCUGAGGCGUCCCUAGUAGGUGGCCAAAGACCCUCUAUGCUGGGGGUCCUCGAUGGCUUCGGUCUGAACUCCUGGGGGUAUUUCAGGGACGUGGCUCAAGGAUAUCUGAGCCUUCUGCAGCAGGAGUAUGAAGCACAGGACUCCGAGACACAACUCCCGCUAAACCUCCUUCGCUCUCUCCUUCAGGCGGGUGACCAGGUAAAUCUGCUCAAGUCCUUCGGGGAGAAACUCAACCCUGACCUUCUAGGAUUCCUGCAGGGUGGCAUAGGACCGCUACUUAGCCCCGUGGUGGAGGCUGGGAGGGCCGCGGGGGUCACUCCUGCAGUAGGCGAUGCUGUGACACGGGUGGCGAGAACAGCACUGCACCAUUUCAUUGACCACGUCCUUUGGGUCACACGGAAGGAUGUCACAGCGAAGGACCUGCAGGAUUUCCGGGAUGACCUGAAGCUAAGGAUCCCUCUAGUCGCUGAAGGACUUGAUAUCCUACUAGCCCGGAAUAUAACUGAAGGACCUCGAGCAUAUGGAGGAUACCCACUAGGGGGCGUUUCCUAUGGGGAGUAUGGGAGUCCUGACGGGUAUGGGGCCUACGGGGGACACGCUGGGUACGGCGGGGGGUCCUACGGGUACGGUGGACAUGGGUACGGGUUAUAUCUGGACCCGUACCUGGUGUUAGCAAGCAUUGGAGCCGCCGCAUUGUUGGCUUAUUUAGGAUUUAAAGUUAUUCUUGCAAAAACGACCGCAAUGAGACGACUACGAAGAGACGACCAGCUUGACGAAUCAGAUCUCCCAAGGGGCCUCGUGGAUACGCCAGAGUACGACUUGAAAGGCUCGUUAAGGUUCACAGAGGAAUUGGACGACCUAGCGGGGGCUCUCAAUGGUCUGUGGGUGGAACGACAACGCCACGACGACCCCGCAUGUGUGUCCUGUUGGAUGACGACCUUUGCUGCUCGCCACGACUCAGCACGACCACCCCUCGUCCCCAUCGUGGUGUCACUGUUGGCACACCUGCUUGGGGCUCCGAGGUCAGGUCAGCUCAUGGACCAGGCCACGCUGCAGGUGCUGGAGGGUCGACCUGUCACCUGCCCACGCGUACCCGACACCUGUGACCUGCCUUGACCUGCCUUGACCUUACGUGACCUUUCGUGACCUUGGAAAAAGACUGGACGUUCUCUUGAUUCUACCUUUUCAAUAUGUGGGUUUAAUUUGGACAAGUGUUGGAAUGAAGUAUGUUUUUUAAUGGUGGGUAAGAAAUAAGGGGUGUUUUUAAUGGGAUAAGUUCUCUAAUGGUGGAUAAGGUACGGGAUGUUUAAGGUAGUUUCUAUGGUGGAUAAAUGGAUAAGAUAUGGGUGAAAGUGGCAUAAAGUAUGUUUUUUUUAAUGGUGAGUAAAAAUAAGGGGUGUUUUUAAUGGUGAUCUUAAUGGGGUAGGUUCUCUAAUGGUGGAUAAGGUAAGGGUUAUUCAAUAGGGUAGUUUCUAUGGUGGAAAAGUGGAUAAAUGGAUAAGAUAUGGAUGAUGAUGGAUAAGAAGUGGAUACCGUGGUUUCUAAGGAGGAUUAGUAAUUUAUUUGAUGUUUUCUAUGGUUUCUAAAUGGAUAAAAAGAGGAUUGAGUAUAAUAUGGUGGAUUAGAAAAUGGAUAUCCUUUAUUUUAUUGGAUAGCAUGUGGAUUGUGAGUUUUCUUCAAGUGGAUAUCAAAUGUAUAGGGAUUUGCGUGUGUGUGGAUAACAAUUGUCUUCAGCCAGAAAGAGGAUGAGGGAAGUGGAUGAAUAAAAGGAUGAAAAACG